Messenger RNA from Adineta ricciae, 1392 nucleotides. NCBI's taxonomy places the organism in Eukaryota, Metazoa, Rotifera, Eurotatoria, Adinetida, Adinetidae. The record is from the annotation of a GenBank genome assembly.
AUGAGUGAUCCGGAGUUUUCAUGGAUUAAUGUUAAGGAUGAUGUUAACUGGAAUACUGGCUCCGAAAGGGACGCUUCAUGUGAAACAUCCAAUAGACGGGGUGAAGGUUGGAGUACAGAUUCGGAUGUUGAGGUUCUCAAUGUUGGAGUGGACGUCGGCGUCGAGCUGUUGAAAGCUAAAACGGGCUGUGGAAAUGGACUUGGAACACUUACACUCACAGGCCCUUCAGCGGGCGUUGAUGCUGGACUGAAAUCAGGUGUUCGCGAGACUGGAUUGUCGGCAAUGGCGGAGUUAAGUGCGGUUAAGGGCGAAGUAACACUUGGCCCGCUGUAUGUUUCUGCAGGUCUAAAUGCAAACACAGGAGUCAAAGCGGGAACCGGAGGAGUACAAGCCAAUGUUCUUGGUUUUGGUUUCACAUUUGGAGUAGGUGGAAGAUGGACAAUCGAUACACCGUUUGGUUCAGGAGGUUUCGGUGGACCAUCAGCAUCACCAGUUCGAGUACCAGCCCAGUCACAAGAGCUAUGUGAAGGACAGAUGUUAAUGAGAAAAAUAACACAACACACACCCACAUCCUUAUCACCAGAUGAUCUUUGGUUAAUGAUCACAAUUUAUUUUUCUAAAUAUGUCAAUUCAAAUAGUGAACAACUUAGAAAUUUAUUUGUCGAUCAUGAUGGAAAGAAAAAACUUGUUGUUGUUGAACCAGUAGGGAAACGUGAAGAAGAUUGGAGAGAUUUCUUCGGAAAAAUGCAAAUACAAAUUUCAAAAAAUGUCAAAAGUUCCGAAAUUGUCGAUAAUUUGAUAAAUAAUUUUUCUACAACAACAGAAAUUGAAUUGGUUUUAUCUUAUGCGUGUAUUAUGGACACGUUUCAAUCAUAUUUUGAAUAUAGUCGAUGUAUUCCUGGUUGUGGAAUAAGAAAUGUUCAUUUUCAAGGAACUCUCUUCGAUUGGAAAUUAUUAAAAGAGAAAACUGAACAAUUAAUGUCUUUAACCAUUCGAAAUGAUUCAUUUUUCCAAUAUCUUCAAAAUUUAAUACCGAUUUUAAAUGAAUUUAUCGAAACUUAUCAAGGAAAUGUGAAUGUCGAGUUCUGGAAUCAUAUUGUUGAUGCAAAACGUGGAAGAUUACGAUCUGGAAGUGCGGAAUAUCUUAAUGGAUGGAUUUUAAAAUUAUUUUAUGAUAUUGAAGAAACAAAUCGAGACAAAAUUACAUCUUCAGAUAUUCAUUUGAAUUCAAUUCAAGUUCCAGUUCAAGUUGAAAAUUACAGUACUGGAUUGAAAAAAACUUGUUAUGUUCUAGGAGGAUUUCAUGGUAUUGAUUCGACAAAAGAUCACAUUUAUAAACCCGUUCUCAGUUUAGUCGUCAUAGAAGAUUUAACAACUGUUGAAAAAUUAUAA